Molecule: messenger RNA, 2010 nt
Organism: Oryzias latipes (Japanese medaka)
Lineage: Eukaryota; Metazoa; Chordata; Actinopteri; Beloniformes; Adrianichthyidae
Product: platelet-derived growth factor subunit A-like
Biological process (GO): positive regulation of ERK1 and ERK2 cascade; positive regulation of cell migration; positive regulation of MAP kinase activity
Cellular component (GO): membrane
Molecular function (GO): growth factor activity; platelet-derived growth factor receptor binding
Source: RefSeq, a predicted model, not a curated record
CGUCCUAACUUAAUUCACUCCGGAGACCACAGGGAGGUGACGAUUUCUCUGCUCUGCAGAUUCGUUUUCCCCCUACUCUCUUUGCAUUCGCUUAACUGCAACAUUUUUGGAACUGAAAUUAAAGGAAGACAUAAUACCUCAUCAACAGCUUCAGGAGGCGAGGGAAAACAGAUAUUCGCGUUUUGAUUUUUGUAAUUUUUUUGCGCAUAUGGACAACACAGUCAAGUUUCUCAGAGACUUUCUCAAUACCUGCUCUUCUGAUGCAAACAAAAAGAAAGGCUGGACAUCCUCUUCAGCUUACUUUUUUGUGGUUUAGAUAACUAAUAACACUGGACAACCGAGACUUGUUUAUUUUUUCCUAAAUCCCUAUUUACUGGAUAUAUUGUUCCAUCUUUGUUUUCUUUUUUUUUAAUGGAGUGACUUUGUGCGCAAAAGACGAUCCCACGUCAUUUUUACUUUUGCUUCAAAGGGAUUUUUCUGAAGCUUCCCAAGACUCAUUAACUGAAGUUCUGGAUUUUGACCAUCACCUCGAGGUAUGCUUCAAUGCCCUCGGGAACAAGGAGCGAGAUCCAGGCUCCUUGCGUGGACUUUUGCCCUGUCCUGCUGCCUCUGCAGCGGAUCUGAGAGGAGAUGAGACCCGUGGUCUAUCACCUCCUCGCCGGCUGUCUAUGCCUGUUACGAACCGCUGCCGAGAAGUACCCCCUCCCUGAGGAGCUGCUGGAGCGACUGUCCCGCAGCGAGAUCCGAAGCAUCAGCGACCUCCAGCGGUUGAUAGAGAUAAACUCCGUAGAGAACGAGGUGAUCGAGGAGACCAAACAGAGCUUCCACAAGGACUUCUCUCACAGUUUUCCUGAUCAGAAAAAAAAUCACUCACACACAAGACAAAGAAGAAGCACCGUGGUAGAAGAGGCCUUACCUGCAGUUUGCAAAGUGCGCACAACCAUUUAUGAGAUUCCCAGAAGCCAAGUGGAUCCCACUUCAGCCAACUUCAUCAUUUGGCCUCCCUGUGUGGAGGUGAAGCGCUGCACUGGCUGCUGCAACACAAGCAACAUGAGAUGCCAGGUGGCGCGCAAACACUACCGUACAGUGAAGGUGGCAAAGGUGGAGUACAUACGGCGGCGGCCAAAGCUGAGGGAGGUGCAUGUGAAGCUGGAGGAUCACGUAGAGUGCAUGUGCAUAAACAAACUUUUCAUCAACUCCAACACAGACACAGACAAUGGUAUCAGGUGAGGGAAGGACACUUGAGUCAAACGCACAAGAGGAGCAAGUUGAAAACCGGAUUCAAGAAAUAACUGACAGAACUUCUUUACUAACUUGUGACAAGUGAAGUGUUUUAUGGAGCGAAUGUUGGCACAAGAUCGACAAAAGGUUGAUGAGGAAUAAAUGACUCAUGUGGACCUCAACUACAGCAUCAGAUACACAGACUCUGAUAUGGAUCCAAAACUCUGACAAUUCCUCGACGACAGGAAAACGCCUUUUCGAAAUAAAAACAAAGCUGACAUUGAUUUCUGAUGUCAACGAACUCAUUAUGGGCAUCUUGUUCCUUCACCAGAGGAUUAACCACUCAGUGACUCGGAUUAGAAACUGACUGAAAUCCUUUCUUUACACAGUUUUUUGGAUUUAAAUUUUUUGUACUCCACUCCAACAAAUGCAUGUAUAAUUUUUUUAAUAACUUUUCAUUUUCUAUCAUUCUGACAGUAUGUUUUUUGCAUAUUUUAUGGAGGUGGAUCCUCUUGGCAGAUAGAGACACUAAUAAAAUAUUUAUAAAAACAAUGAUGGUAUGGUAUGAAGGCGAUUCUGCGCUAAGUGUCUCAUCAAAAACACAAUUACCAAGUUUAAAAAAACAACUAAAAUGUUUAGAUUUAAAAGCCAGUCAAGGUCAAAAGUAUCUUAAAUGUUGUUGCUUUUCUGUUCUCUGACUUUAUUUGAAAACUAAAUAAAGUUGGACAAUGUGGAAGAAAACCAAACAUUAACCCCUUAAUGAUGAGACUGUCUAAGCAAGCAUAAAGG